Camelina sativa (false flax) is the source of this 1658-nucleotide messenger RNA. The record is from RefSeq and is a predicted model, not a curated record. Lineage: Eukaryota; Viridiplantae; Streptophyta; Magnoliopsida; Brassicales; Brassicaceae.
UCAAAGUAGCCGGCGCCGGAGAAACUGAGAGAGUCAGAGAGAUGUUCAGAAUCGAAUUGCUAAAAAGCACACUGACUCGAUCUCACCCACAGAGAUUUUAUCGUGUAUCGUCGUCCCUCUUAUCAACAUGGUACUCUCCAGAAACUAUUUCUCAAGCAGACAACGACGACGACGACCCAGUUCUUAUCAAACUCUCAGUUGCCAUCAGAGACUCUUACAAGGAUCCGCCGUCGGAGUUCUCUUCUUUUACUGCCGACCCCUCUAUCAGAAAGGUUCUGCCUUCGCUCAGUGUUCGUCAUGUUGUCGAUCUCAUCAACCGUAACCCUCUCUCCCUCCCACACCGUUCUAUCUUCGCUUUCUUCAAAUUCAUCUCAUCUCAGCCUGGAUUUGGGUUUACCGCUGAAUCAUACUUCUUCAUGGCUCGUUUUCUCGCUAUACACGAGAUGUUCACGGAAGCACAAUCACUUAUCGAGCUCGUCGUCUCUCGUAAAGGCAAAAACUCGGCUUCUUCAGUUUUUGAUUCUUUGGUAGCAAUGCGAGGAGCUCCUAUGUGUGGUUUCCUAGUUGAUGCUUUGAUGAUCACGUACACGGAUCUAGGUUUCAUACCCGAUGCUGUUCAAUGUUUUAGGCUAUCUCGGAAGUAUAAAUUUGUUGUUCCAAUUCGUGGUUGUGGCAAUUUGCUUUAUCGGAUGAUGAAACUGAAUCCAACUGGGACUGUUUGGGGAUUCUAUAUGGAGAUUUUGGAUGCUGGGUUUCCUUUGAAUGUGUACGGUUUCAAUAUCUUGAUGAACAGAUUUUGUAAAGAAGGCAAUAUAUGUGAUGCCCAGAAGGUGUUCGACGAAAUUACUAAAAGAAGCUUGAAGCCUUCAGUUGUUAGUUUCAACACUUUGAUUAAUGGUUACUGUAAAGUUGGAAACUUGGAUGAAGGGUUUAGGCUCAAGGAUCGUAUGGAGAAAAGCAGAACACGCCCAGAUGUUUUUACCUAUAGUGCCUUGAUUAAUGCGUUGUGUAAAGAGAAUAAGAUGGGUGGAGCACAUGGCUUGUUUGAUGAGAUGUGUGAGAGAGGGUUGCUCCCAAAUGAUGUUAUUUUUACUACUUUGAUUCAUGGUCAUAGUAGGAGUGGACGGAUUGACAUGAUGAAAGAAAGUUACGAGAAGAUGUUGAGUAGGGGUCUUCAGCCUGAUCUUGUUCUAUAUAAUACUUUAGUAAAUGGCUUUUGUAAGAAUGGGGAUUUAGUGGCCGCAAGGAAGAUAGUUGAUGGGAUGAUCCGUGGAGGUCUGAGGCCUGACAAAAUAACAUACACAACUCUUAUUGAUGGAUUUUGUAGAGGAGGAGACGUAGAAACAGCUUUGGAGAUAAGGAAGGAAAUGGUUCAGAACGGGAUUGAACUCGAUAGGGUGGGUUUCUCAGCUCUUAUUUGUGGAAUGUGCAAAGAAGGAAGAGUCGUUGAUGCUGAAAGAGCUUUGAGGGAGAUGCUGCGAGCUGGUAUGAAACCGGAUGAUGUAACUUAUACAAUGAUGAUGGAUGCAGUCUGUAAGAAAGGUGAUGUUCAAACCGGUUUCAGAUUGCUCAAGGAAAUGCAGAGCGAUGGGCAUAUUCUUAGUGUUGUGACGUAUAAUGUUCUGCUGAAUGGACUAUGCAAAUUGGGACAGAUGAAG